AUGAUUAACAAUAUCAAGUUUCUCUGGUACACGAAGGAGGAGGUUGUUAGGCUGUCUGAGAAGGAGGUGAAGGUGGCUGCGUCUCUCGACAAGUUCGGCCACCCUGUUCCAGACGGAAUGUACGAUCUCGCAAUGGGCCCCUGUGAUUCCGACCAAGUCUGCAAAACGUGCUCGUUGGACUGCCUCCAAUGCCCAGGCCACUUUGGUCACAUCCCAAUUCAGCCUGUGAUCAACCCACUCUGUUACGAAAUGCUCUUUCUGAUUCUCAGGGCGUCCUGCUCAAACUGCUUCAAACUCAAAGUCUCCCAAAAUGAGAAGUUGAAUUUCUACCUCGAAUUGGAACAGUGCGAGACCAAUCUGCGUACGACCAAGGCGGAGACAUUCCAGGAGUUUGAGGAGAUUCUGGUUGGUGGUGAGCGUAGAAACGGCCACUGCGAGGAGGAGCACCACUCUGUGGCUCUGACCUGGCUCAGAAAAGCAAGCACCAGGGGCAGAUGUCCUUUAUGCAAUGGGACGAACAAAAAGUACAAGAAGGGCGCCAAUAUGCGCAUUCUGUGCGAUGAUCCGAUGGAUGGGCUUGUGACUGUGGGAAACCGUGACGUGAUGAAGGACGUGAAUGCGACCUACGCCAAUGACAAGGUGAUAUUUGACAAGCUGCUGAAGAUUGGGGAUGACGAGAAGGGUGGAAUUGGAUUUCUGUUUCUUGAGGUGCUUCCAGUCACCCCCAACAAAUUCAGGCCAAUUAAGAAGAGAGACGGGUUUGUGUUUGAGAAUGCCACGAAUGCGCAACUGAACUCGAUUCUGACUGCGUCCCUGCUCUCUGAGAGGGACGAGAAGUACUCGGCCGAGUUGCAGAGCCUCGUUUCGCUCUACUUCGACUCGGCCAGGGACCAGAAGCAGCAAGGAAUCAAGCAGCUGCUUGAGAAGAAGGAGGGUCUCUUCAGACAGAACAUCAUGGGAAAGCGAGUCAACUACUCGGCCAGAUCGGUGAUAUCCCCUGAUCCGUGGAUUGGAACUGGUGAAAUUGGGGUUCCACUCGUCUUUGCGAAUCAGCUCACGUUUCCUGAGCGAGUCAACUCCACCAACCUGAAGAAGAUGCAGGAGCUGGUGACUGGUGGCCCAUGCGCGUAUCCUGGGGCCAAUUUCGUAUUGGAGAAGACUGAUUCCCAGCAGAAGCUGCUGAGUCUCAAGGUGCUCUCCAAAAGCAGAAGGAGGCAGAUUGCUGCUCGAUUUGCCACUUCCAGGUGCGAAUUCACUGUCUACAGGCACCUGGUCACUGGAGACCGUGUUUUGGUCAACAGGCAGCCAUCUCUUCACAAAAUGUCGAUGAUGGGCCACCGUGUCCGAGUUCUCAAGAACGAGAAGACGCUUCGAAUGCACUACGUGAACUGUAAGCCGUACAACGCCGACUUCGAUGGUGACGAAAUGAACAUCCACUUCCCACAGUCGCAUGCUGCCCAGGCUGAGAUUGAGGAAGUCUGCCUGACUGAUUUCAACUUUCUGGUUCCGUCUACGAAUGAGCCAAUUCGUGGACUGACCCAGGACCAUCUGGUUGUUGCUGCUGUGAUGACAAGCAAGAAUGAGAUCUACGACCGUGAUGAAUACCACCAUAUUGUCCAUAGUGCACUCUAUGAGGAAGUUGAUGGCCCCCUUGUUUUCGUGGAUCCAUUUCUGACUGUCUCAGAUGGUGAAUCAAGGCGUGUCUUCUACAGUGGCCUGAACGUAGUCAGCACCGUCUUGGUGAAUGUGACUAAGGGGCUUCCAACAAGCCUAACUCACCGAUUCAAGUCUAAAAUAACAGGGGAGACUGUCAUAUUUCGUGAAUCAGAGAUGCUUACUGGGCUACUGGAUAAGAACACCCUUGGAACAGCAGUUAACUCGUUGAUUCAUGUUUGUGGGAAGCUAUUUGGCUACAAAAUAUGCAAUAGGCUUCUUACGAUAUUUGGGAGAAUGGUGAAUGGGUACAUGGCAUUACGGGGAUUCACAUUGGGCCACGACGACUUGCUUCUCGAUGAAGAGGGGGAAAAGAGGCUUCAGAACGAGCUACUGGUCAGAAACAGGCGUAGUAGGGUGGAAUCAGAGAACAAGAGCAACAUUCAGGUGCUGUUGAGGGAGACAAACGGGGCAUUGAGUGGGUUACAGGGGCUUCUGGCGAGUUCAAUGCAGAAGUCGUUUUUAGGCAACAACAUUCUGGCGAUGGUGCAAUCAGGGGCAAAGGGAUCAAUGGUGAAUGUGUCACAGAUUUCGAUAUGUCUGGGGCAGCAGGAGCUGGAGGGAAAGAGAGUUCCAGCACAGGCGAGUGGGAAGUCACUUGCCUGUUUUGAGGCUGAUGAAUAUUUCACGAGUCCAGCAGCAGGUGGAUUUGUCUACGAGAGGUUUCUGACUGGGCUGUCUCCUGGCUCAUUCUACUUCCAUUGCAUGGCAGGAAGAGAGGGGCUGAUUGAUACGGCCGUGAAAACAGCAAAUUCAGGAUAUUUGCAAAGGUGUCUGGUGAAGCAUCUUGAGGGAACUACGAUCUGCUACGAUGGGACUGUGAGGAAUCACAGGAGAAUAGUCCAAUUUGAGUACGACGGUGAUGCAGAUCCAGGCGCAUCUGUUGGGGUGUUAGCAGCUCAGAGCAUAGGAGAGCCAUCUACGCAAAUGACACUAAACACGUUUCACCUGGCUGGAGUUGCUGGGAAGAAUAUGACAUUGGGGAUUCCGAGACUCAGGGAGAUUGUGAUGGUUGCAUCUAAAAACAUAAAGACGCCCAUAAUUAAAAUGGCAGUGGAUGAGAAGAUGGGGAUGAAACUGGAACAGGUGUUCAGGCGAGUGACUGCAUCUGACUGUGUGGGGCAGCUGUGGGCUGAGGAGCAGUUUGUGAAGGAGAGGAAUGCGGUGGCUGAUGGAUUCGUCAAGCGUGUUGUGGUCACAUUCAGAAUCCUUGAUGAGGAGGGUGCCGUUGUUCAUGCAAUUGACAAUUUGUUUGUCAGUAAGCUUAAUCGAAUGAUCAAGGUUAAAUCGACUUCUUGUGGCAUUGAAAUGAAUGAACAAGAUGAACAGGUUCAUGAGACGAAGAAGGAGGAAAAUAGCGAUGACGAGAGCACCGAUGUGGAUGAUACCACGGUGGAUGGUGAGACUGAGACCAACAAGACGCCCCUGAGUGAAUCAGGUGAUUCAGAUUCAUCGGAAUCAGAACAUUCUCAUGGUUCCAGUAACCUCAUCCAUCUCAGAAUGACCAAAAGUGGCCUAUAUUCCCUGGAAAUCAACUUUCAGCCUACGAUGACUCAGAAUAUUCUUCCACUUGCAGAGGCUGUUCUAAGCAAAAUUGUGAUACGAGAGAUUCCUGGGUUUGCUGGUGGCAAAAUGGACACUACCCGACCCAACCACCCUGGUCCAGCCACAUUCUACCUUGAUGGAUCCAAUUUCACCACACUUUUCAAUAUCACCCUGAUAUCCAAUAAUCCCGAUGUAUUCUACAAUUCGUACUCAAAUGACAUUCACUCAAUUUGUGGCCAUUUUGGAAUAGAAGCAGCUAGAAAUGUGAUUGUGGCUGAAAUUGAGAGCGUAUUCGAUGUCUAUGGAAUCAGAAUAGAAACAAGGCAUCUUGAUUUGGUAGCAGACUAUUUGACAAGGGAUGGAUUGUAUCAGGCAUUCAACAGGCAAUCAUUUGACAUGGAUGAUUCAAUAUUGCAGAGGAUGUCAUUUGAGAGCUGUUUUGAGAGAGUGAAGGAUGCCAGUCUCUUUAGGCUGAGUGACAAUAUGAACAAUCCUAGUGCAAACAUUUGUGUAGGGAAUAUGAUUCAUAAUGGAACAGGCUGCUUUGAUCUGCUGUAUGAUUUGGACAUAUGA
Enterospora canceri is the source of this 3831-nucleotide messenger RNA. NCBI's taxonomy places the organism in Eukaryota, Fungi, Microsporidia, Enterocytozoonidae. The record is from the annotation of a GenBank genome assembly.